CAGGCUCGCCACCAAGUCGUCGCCCAUGCUUGCUUUAUAUCUUCUUGCUAUCUUCUCCAGUUUGCUUGGGUCUCAAGAAAUCUUGGCAGCAUGUAGCAACUGGUCCACGCGCUUUAAAACCAACUUGGAAGGCGUAUGUGUCUGUAACUCUACCCAGUGUGACACCGUCUCCAACAACUACACACAUCUCAAGGCGGGUGAAGUGGGAGUCUACACUACAUCCAAGGACGGGAAACGCUUGACAUACACAGUGUCAUACAUCGACAGUUCUCCCGUCAACAAACCAACCUACUCGAUCGAUGUGUCGACGCAAUACCAAACCAUGCUUGGGUUUGGCGGCGGGCUCACGGACGCUGUAGCGAUCAAUCUGUACAAACUUUCCUCCGAGCUUCAAGAAAUGGUGUUGGAGCAGUACUUUGCCGACUCCGGUCUGCAAUACAGCAUGAGUCGUGUACCCAUCGGCUCGACGGAUUUCUCCACUAGUACCUACACUUACAACGACAUGGUGGAUGAUUUCGAGAUGGAAAACUUCACAAUCGCGUCGGACAAAGCGCCUCACUCCAACAAGCUCAGCAUGAUCCACCGAGCGCUCAACAAGUCGGUGAAUGGGGUAAAAUUGUUCGCAACUUCAUGGGCUCCUCCUCUGUGGAUGACCAGUGGAGACUCGGUCAUCGACUGUACUAUGAAAGGGAAACCUGGUGGCAAGUACUGGCAGGCACUGGCGUUGUAUUAUUCCAAGUUCCUUGAUGCCUACAAGGAGGAAGGGAUCGACUUCUGGGCCAUGAGCGUGCAGAACGAGCCUCAAAAGCCUCCUCUCCCUCUUACACCAUGGCAAACACUUCGAAUGACUGCUAAAGAGGAGCGAGACUUCAUCAAGCUACACCUUGGGCCGCUGAUGGCUGAAAACCAUCCAGAGCUGAAGCUCAUGGCUAACGACGACCAAAAGACGGGAAUACAAAGUCGUAGCGCGCCAUUUGACGAUCCCGAGUCUAGGAAGUAUCUUAGUGGUCUCGCUUUCCACUGGUAUCAGAACCUUGACUUCAUCUUACCGUUCGCUGGAAAUUACAAUAAUCUGCUCAAAUUCUCCGAGACAAAUCCUGAUAUGUUCAUGCUCGGGACGGAAGCGUGCGAAGGAUAUCUUCCUUCUUUUAUAGGAACAGGCAGAGGUCCUGCGCUCGACAAGCCGAAGAAAGCUUGGAAGCGAGCGGAGAAUUAUGGGCGAGACAUUAUCGAAGAUAUCAACAAUAUGGCAGCUGGAUGGGUCGAAUGGAACAUGGUUCUAGACACCAAAGGAGGACCAACCUGGGCUAAAAACUACGUUGACGCUGCGAUUCUCAUUGAUGAAGAGCGUGGGGUCGAGUUCUACAAGCAGCCUAUGUUCUACGUUAUGGGCCACUUCGCGAAAUUUGUGCCACCAGGAUCGAAGCGCAUUGAGUUCCCAAAGAAAAAGAAACUGAACAAAUUUCACCGCUGCGCAUUCGUGACUCCAAACAACCAAGUUGUUUUGCAGUUUUUGAAUCGAGAUAGCUCGGAAGUCACAGUGAGCGUGAAGCAGACGGAUUUAAAUACGUUCACUCUGACGCUACCAGCCCAUUCAUUGCAGACUGUGAUCCUGCCGGCGUCAGACUCGACGGAGAUUAUGUAAAGUGGGUUGACUUGGCAGGUAACAAACGCGGGGUUCAGCUUAUUUGGUGUCAACGUAGUCGAUAAGCCAGACGCGAAAGCGUAUUCAGUUAACCAGUUCACCAUACUCAGGUCUUUUUUUUAGCGGUAUAUGCGUCCGCUACGGUCGUUACUACUAAGAACAUUUUCUUGUAAAGUCGUAAAUUACAACUGAGCUUCUUAUCAGA
Messenger RNA from Phytophthora nicotianae INRA-310, 1850 nucleotides. RefSeq lists its product as hypothetical. Lineage: Eukaryota; Oomycota; Peronosporomycetes; Peronosporales; Peronosporaceae. Gene Ontology annotation, biological process: glucosylceramide catabolic process. The record is from RefSeq and is a predicted model, not a curated record. The coding region runs from base 26 to 1645 and encodes 539 amino acids. Gene Ontology annotation, molecular function: glucosylceramidase activity. The transcript has a single exon.